CGCUCCGGAGGCUCUGGGACCGUGGCGGCAGGCGGCGGCGCCGGCGGCGGCGGAGCAGCCCUCCGCGGGCCAUGUCUUCUCCGGCCGUGGCCAGGAGCUCCCCGGGAGGGAAUCGGGAGAUGGCCACCGGGCCACAGAGCCGAGGCCAGUUUUGGGAAGUGGGCGGCGGCAGCGGCCACCGGCUGGAGCGCGCCGCGGCGGAGUCGGAGCGCUGGGAGCUGCUGCUGCUCCGCCGCGGCGAGCUGCUGGCGCUGGGCGGCCACCUGAAGGCAGCGCUGGAGGCUUACGGGGCGGCGCUGCGCCGGGGGGCCCCAGUCAGGCCCGAGUGUCUCGGCUCCCUAGUGGACUGCCUGGUGUUCAACUACCGGCUCCGCCACGGGCUGGGCUGGAGCGCCGCCCCGGCUGCGGGCGCCGCCGGGGUCCUCAGCUGCCUGGGCUGCCGGGGCUUCCUGAGCGAGCCGGUGACCGUGCCCUGUGGUCACAGCUACUGCCGCCGCUGCCUGCGGAGAGAGCUCCGCGCCCGCUGCCGCCUCUGCCGGGACCGGCUGCCGCCCGCCGCCGCCAGUGCCACUGAUGCUGCGGGGACUGCCCCGCGGCCGCCGCCUCUGGCCGCCGCCAUCGCCGCCUCAGACUUCAGAACGAGCGUCGUGCUCAACCACCUGGCGGAGAAGUGGUUCCCGGGCCAGCACGAGCGGGCCCGGGCGGCCGGGCGGCUCGGGGAGCUGCUGCACCAGGGGCGCUACCGGGAGGCCCUGGCCGCCGCCUGCGAGGCGCUGCGAGCAGAGCCCAGGGACUUGAUUCUGAAAAUUUACAGAGCGGAAUCAUAUGCUGGUCUCCAAGAGUUUAAAGCAGCCAUAGAAGAUUUGAAUGCAGUUCUCUUUCAACUUCCAGAUUGGCCUGAGGUCUACUACAGGAAAGGAAAAGUGCUCCAUGACGCUGGUUUUCUAGGUGACGCCUUACAACUCUUUCUUCAGUGCUUAGCCCUUGAUGAAGAUUUUGCACCUGCAAAGCUGCAAGUAGAAAAGAUUUUAUGUGAUUUAUUGUCACCUGAAAACUUAAAAGAAGGCCUGAAGGAAUCAUCCUGGAGUUCAUUACCAUGUGUUAAAAACAAACCUUUUGGUUUUCCUUCAGUAAUGGAAGUGUCUCACCCUCCCAUUGAGCUUAGCCCAAAGCAGAGUGAAGAAAUACCAGAGGUCACUUCAGAGCCUGUCAGAGGAAGCUUAAACCGUACUCAGUCAGCACAGUCUGUAAAUUCAACAGCAAUGCCUGCCAGAGAGGAUUGUUUAAAAAGGGUGUCCUCAGAACCUUUACUGUUAGUUCAAGAAAAAGGUGUUUUGCUGAAAAGAAAGUUGUCUCUUUUAGAACAGGAUGUGAUUGUAAAUGAAGAUGGAAGAAAUAAGCUUAAAAAACAAGGAGAAACUCCCAAGGAAGUCUGUAUGUUUUCAUUAGCUUAUGGUGAUAUUCCGGAAGAGCUAAUAGAUGUCUCAGAUUUUGAGUGUUCUCUUUGCAUGAGGUUGUUUUUUGAGCCAGUGACAACCCCCUGUGGACAUUCGUUCUGUAAGAAUUGUCUUGAGCGUUGUUUAGAUCACGCACCGUAUUGUCCUCUUUGUAAAGAAAGCUUAAAAGAGUAUCUAGCAGAUAGGAGGUACUGUGUCACACAGCUGUUGGAAGAAUUAAUAGUGAAGUAUCUGCCUGAUGAACUGUCUGAGAGAAAAAAAAUAUAUGAUGAAGAAACUGCUGAACUCUCACACUUGACCAAGAGUGUACCAAUAUUUGUCUGCACCAUGGCCUACCCCACUGUGCCUUGCCCUCUUCAUGUAUUUGAGCCAAGAUACAGAUUAAUGAUUCGAAGAAGUAUACAGACUGGAACCAAACAGUUUGGGAUGUGUGUCAGUGAUACACAGAAUAGUUUUGCAGAUUAUGGUUGUAUGUUACAAAUUAGAAAUGUACAUUUCUUACCUGAUGGAAGGUCUGUGGUUGAUACAGUUGGAGGAAAGCGGUUCAGAGUUUUGAAAAGAGGAAUGAAAGAUGGAUAUUGCACUGCAGACAUUGAAUAUCUGGAGGACGUUAAGGUUGAGAAUGAAGAUGAGAUUAAGAAUCUCCGAGAACUUCAUGAUUUGGUAUACUCUCAAGCCUGCAGCUGGUUUCAGAACUUAAGAGACAGAUUUCGAAGCCAAAUUCUUCAGCACUUUGGAUCAAUGCCUGAGAGGGAGGACGACCUUCAGGCAACCCCGAAUGGCCCUGCCUGGUGCUGGUGGCUUCUUGCGGUUCUUCCCGUGGAUCCCCGGUACCAGCUCUCGGUUUUAUCCAUGAAGUCUUUGAAAGAACGAUUGACAAAGAUUCAGCAUAUACUGACCUAUUUUUCUAGAGACCAGUCCAAAUAAAUAACUGCUUGGAUCUUCCUUUAAAAUUACUCCGAUCUGGCUGUGCCGACGGCCAGAUUGUCCGCUGCCUUUGCACAUCCAGUGCUGGUUUCAGAAAUGUAAUGAAACUUCUUUUUUCUUCAACCUCCUGAAUCAUGCGGUUCUGCAAAUGAAUCCCUUCAACUAGGAUUUAGACCACUAAGAACUUGCACAGAAAAACACGCACCGAAUGGGUGUCAAACCUCUACAUUGUGAAGAAGUUGCACUAUGUACCAUAUUCUAAAAUGAAAUGAAAACUCUGUGUGUGUCUGUGGAGUGCGUGUGUGCGCGCGCGUGGGGGGGGCGGGGGGUGGUAUGUGUGCAUUUUCUCUGGCUUUAAAAUUUUAAAAGAAGAAAAAGCCAUAGAGUGCAGAACUUGCUGAGGGUCAUUUUUUGCCCAAGUUUACAACAGUAGCGAUACAAGAUUUUGCAAAUUGAAUUUGCCUCAGAUUUAUCUGUCCUAAUGCUUACAUUUGCACAAGUAUGUAAAAUAUAGUAUGAGUAUCAUUCUUUGUUGGAAAUCCUGCUGUUGCUGGACUGUCUUGACCAUUGACUAUGAUACACUUUCCUAUUUAUGUAAAUACUUGGCAUCCCAGUGGCCGACGGGCGUUGGGUGCAGAACUUAGAGCCAGUUUUCAGGAACAAUUGUAAACCUGAUGUGGUACUGUGCAUCUAUUCAUAAAACACUUAAAACUGUGAAAACAUGGUUUACAUUUAAUUGUACAUAAAGGUAAAUGGAGAACUCAAUUCAGUACCAGUUAGUCUGUACAGUUUCGGGGGCUUUUCACAUUGACUGCCCAUCUAUGUAAUUUAUAGUUAGACACCAUGUGUGUGUUUAAGAUGACCUAGUAUAUUUAAGAUGACCUAGUAUAGACCCGUUCGGGAUCUGGGGGACUGAAAAGGUGUGGAGUGAAGCUUUUACGGUUUGUUUUGUUUGCAGUUCUGGUCCUGGUGCAGAUGUUAGUUAUGCCUUAUCCAUAUCAUAGUUAGGUCCCCAUGCUGCGCCAUGGUCUAACAGUUAGGUCCCCGUGCUGCGCCAUGGUCUAACAGUUAGGUCCCCAUGCUGCGCCAUGGUCUAACAGUUAGGUCCCCAUGCUGCGCCAUGGUCUAACAGUUAGGUCCCCAUGCUGCGCCAUGGUCUAACAGGUCCCCGUGCUGCGCCAUGGUCUAACAGUUAGGUCCCCAUGCUGCGCCAUGGUCUAACAGUUAGGUCCCCAUGCUGCGCCAUGGUCUAACAGUUAGGUCCCCAUGCUGCGCCAUGGUCUAACAGUUAGGUCCCCAUGCUGCGACAUGGUCUAUACUCAUGCUGCCCUGGAGACUUUUGUAAUUAUUUGUUGCAAACUUGUGACUGUCCCUAUUAACUUUCUUUUAUGUAAGUAAUUUGUAAAAGUUUCUUAAAAUUUUUGCUUUUGCUUAUUUAAUUUUGAAUAAAAGCAAAAUUCAUAAUACUUCUUUCUUAUAUUUUAGGUCAUUGUUAAAAAGCGAUCAGUGGUGGUGAAGCCACGUUUUGCUUACUGUUUUGUGGGGUCAAUCACAGGUUAUGCUCUCCAGAAUACCUCUUUGGGUCAUUUUUUAAGCAAAGAAUUACAGUGUCUUAGGAGGCUACGGGCCAUUGAACCAUCUUCUAAAGCACUAUUUUUCAGCCUUUCAAACUUCCAUGUCCCUUCAGGAUGAAGAUGGGAUUUAUACAUCCACCCUGUACCGUUGGAGAGCCCCUCUUGGUUGUAUAUAAUUGGCCCUU
Messenger RNA from Nycticebus coucang (slow loris), 4143 nucleotides. It is a transcript of the gene LONRF1, whose product is annotated as LON peptidase N-terminal domain and ring finger 1. The record is from RefSeq and is a predicted model, not a curated record. The coding region runs from base 72 to 2384 and encodes 770 amino acids. Lineage: Eukaryota; Metazoa; Chordata; Mammalia; Primates; Lorisidae. Gene Ontology annotation, molecular function: metal ion binding; protein binding. The transcript is spliced from 12 exons.